Didymodactylos carnosus is the source of this 857-nucleotide messenger RNA. The record is from the annotation of a GenBank genome assembly. Lineage: Eukaryota; Metazoa; Rotifera; Eurotatoria; Philodinida; Philodinidae.
AUGGAUGCGAUGGUGAACAUCAAUCGUAACAAUAGAAACGGAUGGGUAGAUGGGAAUAAUGAUGAACGGUUAUCCAGAUUAGAAAAAAAUGUGGGUGAGAGGGGUGAAGAGAUUAACAGACUACUAAAGGUUGCAGAACAACAUGAUGAACAACUACGUCAAUUGCAGCAUGUAAUCCAGCAUCAAGAAACCCGGCUAGAACAAUAUGCUCAAAAUGUAACGCUACUUAACGUGGAUAUUAAAUUUCAUAACGAAUUUUUAGGUCAGUUUAUUACCCCAGUCGGCCAAGCGGUGCUAGAAAUUAUUCCAGCAUUAGUCAAUAAACAAACGCUGAAUACAGACACGACAGCAGGGGUGCAGAAUCUUCCAAAAAACCAAAAAUUUCCUCCCCCGAGGAAUUUUUUUCCAAAAAAUUCCCCAAGCUGUUUUUGCUUCGCCCCUUACAGACCCACUUUAUUUGACACAAAACAGAAGUAGAAAAACAUGGCAACAUUUUGUUCUGUUUGUACAACAUAGGAAUUCUUUCUACUUGUUCUUUUCUCAAGCGGUUCAGAACAACCGAACAGGUGAAACUAAUUUGAAUAGACGAUACUGUUCUGUUUUUUUGAAGAAAAUCCAGUGUUUGUCUUUCAAUUGACAGAAGUAGUUGUUGAGAGAGGACUUGAUGAAUGGAUCUGCUAGAUGAAGCGGUGGUGCAUUCGAAUGUAACAUCACCUCUUGGCGAGAUUAAGGGUGGGGGGGGGGGGGGGGGGGGGGGGGGGGGGGGGGGGGGGGGGGGGGGGGGGGGGGGGGGGGGGGGGGGGGGGGGGGGGGGGGGGGGGGGGGGGGGGGGGGGGGGGGGGGGGGGGGGGGGGGGG